GAGAGUGAGAGGAAAUGAAAAACGAAGGAGCGGCUCAGUGCGACUUGAGCUGUGAUACGAGUGGGUUGUGCUAUUUUAUCGCUCCGGAAGUUUUUGCAUAAUAGAAGAUCGGUUCACAACAAUUAACCGAACCAGACCGGACCUGAACCUCCCAGCAACCGGAUUUCUGAAGCUGCUAGUCCUGAAGGCAUCGCUGAGGGAGGUGGAGGAGGAGGGGGAGGAGGAGGACGAAGAGGAAGAGACGAGAGAGACGUAGAAUAGGAAAAAGAAGAACUAGAAGGAAGAAGAAAAGAUUUAAUAACAACAUUACUACUACUACUACUACUACUACUAUUACUACUACAAGUUUUACAAAAAGAGGAUCAAUUUUUUUCCAAGAUGACUACUAAUUCCUGGUAUCGACGCUCCCUUUUCAAUUAUAAAGGAAACAGGGAAUAUACCAGGACGGGCUAUGAGGCAGCCUCUGUCAGAUUUGUGGCGGAGGACCUGGAAGUGGACUGUUCAGAUAAGCACUUCAUGAUUACAGGUUCCAACAGCGGUAUCGGGCUGCAGACGGCGCUGGAGGUGGCCAGACGGGGCGGCGUGAUCCAUAUGGUGUGCCGCAACAGGGACGCCGCCACGAAGGCACGCUCUGAAAUCAUUACCACCACGGGCAAUGAUAAAAUUCACUUGCACAUCGUCGACCUGUCCAAGCCGCGGGAAGUGAUCGCGUGGGCGCAGCGGUUCGCGGCUCAGCACGAGCGUCUGGACGUGCUGGUGCACAACGCGGGCUGCAUGGUGCACGAGAGGCGAGUGGACGAGGAUGGUGUGGAGUGCAACUUUGCCGUCAACACUCUGGCUGUGCACAUCCUCACCAUCACCUUCAUGCCACUGCUGCAUAGGAGUGAAGAGCCACGUAUGGUGAUGGUGAGCUCUGCUGGGCUGCUGUGUGUGAGGCUGGAUCCCCAUGACCUGAUGCACGCCAAUAUGGAACCCUUCGCCGGCAACUUGGUGUACUCACAGAACAAGCGGCAGCAGGUUGUGAUGACACUGUGGUACGCCCAACACUACAACAAGGUACACUUCUCCUCCAUGCACCCCGGCUGGGCAGACACCCCUGCCGUGCGCACCUCCAUCCCUCAGUUCUAUGAGAUGAUGAAGGACAACCUGCGCACACCAGCCCAGGGCGCAGACACGGUGGUGUGGCUUGCCAUCUCCAAGGCGGCCCUCAAGCACCCCAGCGGCCUCUUCUUCCAGGACCGUGAGCCUGUGUCCACACACUUCCCACUGGCCUGGACCAAAUCCUCCAUUGAAGAAGAGGACAUCCUUAUUAAUAACAUCCAGGAAGUGUACAGUCAGAUAUACAACAAGGUCAUGGCUGGUGCUUCCAUCUCCCCUCCCAGCACUGAGGCACCACCACCAGAACCAGAACCACAAGCCACAGAGGACAACAAGGGACCAGAGAGUGCAGAGAAAACACUCCCACAUCCUCUUGCUACCGAGUCCGAGCCAGCUGAGUUUCCAGUCUUGCCUCCACCUCCCCCACCUGCAGAGAAAGUUGUGCCAGUGAAAUCUGAGGUGCAGGUUGCAGAAGUCCAUUCACCACCUGCCUCCUCACACCCUGAAGACACCAGUAAGGGUGCCAGUAAGAACCCUUUUGAAGACCCAAGUGAAGAUGAGGAUGGUAGUGAAGAUGAUACCAAUGAAAAGGACAAGAGUGAAGAUGCCAGACCAACUCCAACCAUGCAAGAAAAGACAGAACCAGCAAUAGACAACACAAAAUUAGAUGAAACGAAGGAAACAAAGGAAACGAAGGACUUUGAACCAAUUCCCUCGCCUCUUGAAAGGACAGAUGCCACAGUAGAAGUGAAAACGUCAGCUGAUGGGAAGAAGGAAGAUUUGCAAGAUGGUGAUGGUGAUGAUGAUUCCUCUUCAGCAUCUAUCGAGCAAGUGAUUCCUGAGCCAUAGUCCUGAGUAUCAUAAUUCCGGGUAGGUUGUUUUUUGUUUAAUUGUAGUUGUAGUUGUUGUUGUUGUGUUCUCUGUAAUGACUGGGAAAGACUAACUAGGUAUGUGCAUUCAGACUCAACUUCAAAUAACAAAGAUUAUUUUUUUUUAGUCAAGGAUAUAGAAAGGUUGAUCUAGAGGAAUUUAAUUGGGUACCUAUAAAAAAAUUAUACAAAUAGAUCAAAAGAAAAAAAAAAAAAUAAUAAUAAUAAUAAUGAAAAUGCAAAAUGGUAAAAAAUAAUGAAGAGGCAGAAUAGUAAACAAAUAUAGUAAUGGAGAUGGAAAAUAGUUAACAAAUAGUAAUGAAGAUGUAGAAUGCUUAAAAGUAGUAAUGAUAGAAAAUAAAUAACAAAAAUAGUAAAGACGUAGAAUGAAUAACAAAAAUAAAGAUAGGGAAUGAAUAAAUGACAGUAGUUAGUUGUAGCAGUAAUAAAGAUGCCAAGUGGUGUUUCCCAGGUGUUGCAGAGGUGAUACAGUAGCAGUAAGUGUCGGCAUGUGCAUCUAAGAGUGUGUCUGAUUGCCGAGCCAAACAUAAUGUGAUGUGCUGUGCCUUGAGCCGAGUCUUGGUGCCCUAGUCAGUCUUCUCAAGCAGGGACUAUUGGAAUCGUUGAUGGGGGGCAAUUCUAAUGUUGGAUCUUCACUCUAGCAUUUAUAUUUGCAUUUAUAUUAGGAAGAGUUUUUAAUGUGGAUAAUUCUGAAUGAUGUGUUAAGUGCAACAUUUAUAUUAGAAAAAUAUUUUAACUUAGGGACAGAUCAGAGGUUUAGUAAUAAUGAACAGACUUAUAAGAUUAAUGGGAAAUCAUCAAAGGUUUAAUGACAAUGAACAGAUAUAUAACACUAAUGUAUAUGUAGAAAAAUUUAUUAGUGAUAAUGAAGAAGUGUAUAGAUGAGGCAGUGAGGCAGCCACCACCCACCUGCCGUAUCUCAGCCAGGGAGUGAGUCGUGUCUCCCUCACAGGUCGCAGUAACUGUAUUGUUAAGUCAUUCAUGGCUGUAGUAGCAUCUGUUUGUACCUUCCUUGAUUUCUGUUUGCAAGUGUGGGUGAAGCUCAAUUGACAAACAGUGGAUUUAAACUUUUUUAUUUUAUCAGGAAUAGAAUAGUUUUCUUUUCUUGUUAGAUUUGUGAAUGCAAAAUUAAAACAGAAAUAAACAAAAAUAAAUCUCCCAAAUCUACCUUGAAAAAAAAACUGAAAAAUGCUAUAGAGAAAAAUUUAACGUUCAGUUACUCAUAAUUUCUGGAUUUUCAAUAGACAACGACCAUAGUCCAGUUUUGUUUGUCAAUGGAGAUUCACCCAUAUAUGAUUUACAGAGAUUUUCCAUACAUGAAUGUGGCUGUGGAUAGGUGUAAUAUUGUUCCAUUCCAAGCUUGCUAAGAAUAAUGCAUCUUUAGGAUAAGAAUUAACUAGCAUUUUCACUCACCAUUUUUGCACAAGUAAAGUUUGAAUUGUCUUCUUUUUAGUCUCAUACUUUCCAUAACUAUCUUUCAUUUAUACUCUUAACAACAGUAACAUUUAUGGAACUACUACUGACACUUCACACCCUUCCUUCACAUGGUACAGUUGUGAUAAGGGAAAGAUUAAUAGUAUUCCUUUUCAGUUUUCACUUUUUUACAUGGCUAUCUCCCUUCACUUAACACUUCAAAAUAGUCUGACUGCUCUUUAUUUUUGUAUUUCCACUUACCCAUGAAUUUGAGUUUUGAAAGGUACCAUUGAAUUCUUUUACAUAAACAAGGAACCAUUGAAUUCUCUUAAGUAAACAAGGUACCAUUAAAUUAUCUUCAGUCUAUGAGUUACGGGCAUGAGUUUGUAGGUAGAUUCAUAAUUAUCUUACACCUUCCAUCUCUUGCUCUUCCUUUUCUUAGUUUCUUUCUACAUUUUAAUACAUUUCUUUGUGUUUAACUCAGGUGUUGGGUUGCCUCAAGAAUUAAAGGUUUUCAAUAGAAUUCUUUUGUUCUGACAUUAUGAAGGGCAUUUUUUAUUAAUUUUACUAUCAGCUCUCUUCUAUUCUUUUUUAAUGUAGAGAAUCAUCCAAUAAUUUCACACUCUUUGAUUAUCUUUAUUUUGUCCCUCACCCAUUACUGCUUAGGAAACUUUGACAGUGUCAUGAAUUAUCCUACAUAUUUUGGUUAAGUCUUGCCUUUGUUUAUAUUUUACUGUUUCCCUGUCUUGUGCUGAUGAGAGGAGCAUCUCCGAAUGUGUGUCUAGUGUAGCUUUUUAAGAUUAACAAGGUGAACUGUAGCCAAACUAGUCUAGCAUUUAUGUCUAAUUUUAACAUUCAUUUCAAUUUAGGAGGACAAUUAAGUCUAGGAUUUGCUACUACUGUCGUCCCUUGAGAGUUGCUAUUUAAACUAUACAAGUUAGAAAUUUGAGGUUUUGCAGUUUGCUUUGGGUAACUAUGCCUUCCCAUGUGUAGUUAAAUAAUUUUUCAAUAAUACAGAAGCAACACGUAUAGUUAUGAUAGUUAUGAAGGGAAACAUUAGAUGUAGGAAUGUUUUAAGAGUGUUGUAAUGCAUUUCAAGAUUUUUUAAGGAAUAUUUUAACAUAUUUCAAGAUGUUUUAAGGAGACAGCAAAAAUUUGUAGACAUUUGAAACCUACACGAGUCUGUUACCUAACUAAAGUGGAUUGCAAGGGACAGCAGUAUACACAUUAGCAUUUCCUGAUGAGAGAACCACUUCUGACUGUGUAUAUUAAGUGUGGCUUGUACCAGCAUUACAAGGUACAGUACAGGACAUACCAGCUGAGCAUUUAGACUUGUGAGGGUGACUGUACAACUCCUGGGAUGAUUAACUUUGUACUGUGAGAAAUAUAGGAAUAAUGAAAUGUUGUAAUAGUCCUAAGUAAUGUGCUCGACUAUCUGGGAAUAUUGUAAUAGUCAUAACAAACUAUCGCCUGUGGGUGAAUAUUUAUCAUACUAAGAAAAAUUGUAAUAAUGGUGGUAGUAACAGUAAUUUUAUCUAUCUGGGCUGUAUGUUUUAUUAUUUACCAAGAAAAUUUGUAGCAGUAUAAGUAGUAGUAGUACGCUGUUGUCUACCUGGGCUGAAACUUCUACUAUUAUGCAGCGAAGGAUGUUGAAGUGGUUGUAAUUAUGUAAUCAUUCUAUACUAACUGUUGAGAAAUUUUUGCCACUGUGCCAGAAUGUGUUAGUUGUAAUAGACUGUAUCUUUGUAUGGACCAGGCUGAUGUUCCUGUAAAAAGAAAUAUGUAGAUUUGUAGUUGUAGUAGUAGUAGUAGUAGUAAUAGUGAUAGCAGUGACAUUUCUAGUAGUUGUAAUGAUAGUAGUAGUAGUAGUUGUUGUAGUAAGGUGAAAUAAAGUAUGAAAAGCAUGUUUUGUAUUAGUAAGUAUAGUUGAGAGGUUGUCUUGCAAAAAAUAGGAAUAGUAUUAUGUUGUUACCUUUUCAGCAUCUGUGAUUAUUACAUUUAUAUGCAUGAUUCCCAAAAAAUUAACAAAUCUAGCAAGUGUGAGAUAUAAAGUUUUAGGCAGAGAUUAAAUAUAACAAGCAUUUUGAAUCAUUGAGGGAAAAAUGUAUUGAGAACCCAACCAGUCAUAUUUGUGGCCUUUGAAGAAUCCUGAUAAAAAGUCACACCAUUUAAGAUGACAGGUGUGUGAAGAUCAGGAACAGGGAGGAGGAAGGAGAGGGAAAGGUUGUGCAUAUAGGUCAGGUUUCUGUAGUUGAAGUAAGAGAAAUACAGACCUGAAGUUAAGAGGGAAUUCUUAACUUUUAUAACAGAGAAUUAAGUAAAGAAAAAAGUGUGGAUCAGAUUUUUGCAGUUGAACUAAAAGGAGAUACAGGCCUUAAGUUAGAGAGAGCUCUUGUCUUUUAUAACAGCGAGGAUU
Messenger RNA from Scylla paramamosain (green mud crab), 5817 nucleotides. RefSeq names its product dehydrogenase/reductase SDR family member 12-like. The record is from RefSeq and is a predicted model, not a curated record. The coding region runs from base 379 to 1947 and encodes 522 amino acids. The transcript has 9 exons. NCBI's taxonomy places the organism in Eukaryota, Metazoa, Arthropoda, Malacostraca, Decapoda, Portunidae.